Messenger RNA from Osmia lignaria (orchard mason bee), 1063 nucleotides. The record is from RefSeq and is a predicted model, not a curated record. Lineage: Eukaryota; Metazoa; Arthropoda; Insecta; Hymenoptera; Megachilidae.
UUAAUUAUUAUACACUGAAAGCGUAUAUUCUAAUUAAUAUUUUAAGCUUGGUAACCUUUGUGAAGGUAUGAUGCGUAAUACUUUAUGUGCUUAAUAAGCAAUUGAAUUAUUGAGAAUUAAUUGUUCAUCCAUAGUAAUACUUCUAAACUAUCAAUACUGUAAUGGCAUCCACAUGUAUGAUUAUAAGCCGACAAAUUUCAACCUCGUCUGUUCGUCAUGGUAAACGAAAUUUUCGAAUGAUACAGAUAUAUAAUAAACGAGGUAGUCGACUAUUUAAACAAGAGCAAGCUAAAAAUCCAGAUUCUGAUAUUCCAAUUGAUAGAAGAGGAACAAGACUAACAGGGAAAAGAAUAGGUAAUGAAUGGGUUAACAUACCAGAAAUGAUACCAGAGCUUGUUGUUCCUUCUAUGAAAAAUUUUAAUCUAAAGCCAUAUGUUUCUUAUAAUUGUAUGGAUGUUAAACAGCGCGAAUUCACUGCCAAAGACUUAUUCAAUUUCGUAUAUGCUGAAAAAAUUAAACAGGAUUAUAAAAAUAACCAAUUAAAUAAAGAUGGUGAACCAUUGAAUCCUAGUGAAUAUGAAAAAUUAACACCUGAAGAAGCUAGGCUUAGAGCUGAAAAAACUGGCACAGAUAUCUUUACACCUACUAAAGAAGAACCUUAAAUUGUAUCAAAUAUUUAUAAUGAAAGAAAUAUAAAGUAAAGCAACAAUAGAUAGCACCAGUUUUGCAGUCUGCAUAUGAUUUUAUUCAAUAUGUUCAUACGCGCAAUUAAUACAGUUGUUGAUAUUUUUACGAUUUUAAAUAAUAAUUAUUUACCAUCAUACAUGACUUCGAGAUGAUCAUGUUUCAUUUAGUAGAAAAUCUUUAAUUUGAACUGCAAUUUAUUUAUUGUUAUUUGUAUUAUCCGAUUAUUGUACAAUAUUUGUUUAACACGUCACUAUCUGAUAGUAAAUAAUUACUUUACAAAGUAGUUGCACGCAUUGCAGUAUAUGGCCAACAAUAAUUCCGUCAUGUAAUUGUUACAAAAAUCAUGAUUGUUAUUAAUAAAAACAGUUUCGCGAAA